Molecule: messenger RNA, 1530 nt
Organism: Oppia nitens
Lineage: Eukaryota; Metazoa; Arthropoda; Arachnida; Sarcoptiformes; Oppiidae
Product: tubulin beta chain-like
Exons: 3
Coding region: 193-1530 (445 amino acids)
Biological process (GO): mitotic cell cycle; microtubule cytoskeleton organization
Cellular component (GO): microtubule; cytoplasm
Molecular function (GO): GTPase activity; GTP binding; structural constituent of cytoskeleton
Source: RefSeq, a predicted model, not a curated record
UUGAAUUUAUUAGUUAUUAUUAAUUAGACUAUAAAUGAGUGCACAUAUCACUGAUCAGUCAUUCAAUUGCUUCUAUAGACACACUUAACACUUCGUUCAUUAAAUAUUAUAAAACAUAUAUUGAAAGAAAUUAUUUAUUAUAAUUUAUAUAAAAAAAUAUUUAAUUAAUUAUAUCGAUAUUCAGCAAUAAUCAUGAGAGAGAUAGUGCACAUCCAGGCCGGUCAGUGCGGCAAUCAAAUGGGAUCUAAGUUUUGGGAAGUAAUUAGUGAAGAACACGGCAUUGAUCCRACCGGUCAUUAUAAGGGUGACACCGCUAUACAGUUGGAGCGCAUCAAUGUCUACUAUAACGAGACUUCAAAUGAUGUAUAUGUUCCCCGAUCGGUACUACUGGACUUAGAGCCGGGAACCAUGGAUGCGGUCCGUUCGAGUGCUUUUGGCCAACUGUUCCGUCCCGAUAACUUUAUUUACGGUCAAAGUGGUGCGGGAAACAAUUGGGCAAAAGGUCACUACACUGAAGGUGCCGAACUCGUGGACCGUGUGUUGGAUGUGGUUCGCAAAGAGAGCGAAUCCUGCGACUGUUUGCAGGGCUUUCAAUUGUGCCAUUCAUUGGGUGGCGGAACCGGUUCUGGUAUGGGAACACUUCUUGUGUCUAAAAUUCGUGAAGAAUAUCCCGACCGUAUUAUGAAUACAUUCAGUGUUAUGCCAUCGCCUAAGGUGUCGGACACAGUGGUGGAGCCUUACAAUGCAACUCUGUCUAUCCAUCACUUACUAGAAAACACCGAUGACACUUUUUGUAUCGAUAAUGAGGCUCUUUAUGAUAUUUGCUUCCGAACCCUCAAACUACCGACCCCUACGUAUGGUGAUCUCAAUCACUUAGUUUCAUUGACAAUGUCUGGUGUAACUACAUGUUUGAGAUUUCCGGGUCAAUUGAAUGCCGAUCUCCGCAAACUGGCCGUCAAUAUGGUUCCAUUUCCAAGACUACACUUCUUUCUUACAUCAUUUGCUCCGUUGACAUCUCGAGGAUCGAGACAUUAUCAGUCAUUUAGUAUUCAAGACUUGACUCAACAAAUGUUUGACGCCAAGAAUAUGAUGGCUGCUUGCGAUCCAAGACAUGGAAGAUAUCUAACUGUUGCCACAAUAUUUAGAGGCAGAAUGUCUAUGAAAGAAGUGGACGAACAGAUCAAUCACAUUCAAAAUAAAAAUAGCAAUUAUUUCGUUGAAUGGAUUCCUAAUAAUAUGAAAACAGCUGUUUGUGAUAUUCCUCCGAAAGGUCUAAAAACUGCCGCCACUUUCAUUGGUAACUCGACGGCAAUUCAGGAAAUUUUCAAACGUAUAUCACAACAGUUCACAGCAAUGUUUAGGAGAAAAGCUUUCCUUCAUUGGUAUACCGGUGAGGGAAUGGAUGAAAUGGAGUUUACUGAAGCAGAGUCUAACAUGACUGACCUGAUCUCAGAGUAUCAACAGUACCAAGAGUUGACUAAUGAUGAUGAGGGAGAAUUUGAUGAAAUUGAGGAUCAAUACGCUGACUAA